This is a messenger RNA of Zingiber officinale, 1100 nucleotides long. RefSeq lists its product as uncharacterized. The transcript has 5 exons. Lineage: Eukaryota; Viridiplantae; Streptophyta; Magnoliopsida; Zingiberales; Zingiberaceae. The coding region runs from base 315 to 1100 and encodes 261 amino acids. The record is from RefSeq and is a predicted model, not a curated record.
GUCUCCACUCAUGUUCUCCUGGUUCUCCUUGGUCAUAGGAUGAGGUGGGAAGACAAAUUUCAGAUGAUAACGUGAUUAAUGAUGCAAGAUGCGAAGAAGAUAGUUCAUCAGUAGUUCGACGAAGAGGACCUAAUCACGGGUCUCAAAUUCCAACCAAUAUUGAUGAACGGACUCAAAUAAAUGUGGUUAUGAAUAAAUUUGUCGAAAAUGAGGUUCCUCGUGAAAUUACAAAUGAUAUAAAAGGAGUGAUUAAAGGAGUAUGGCCAACGUGGAAAAAGUUGAGAUAUAAUUGAGAUAAUUUUACCGACAGAGAAAUGAAAAAGGUAUGGAAUGAAAAUUCAAGUGAGAGAUACAGGGCAUCCAUUCAUUUGGCUAAGAAAGUAGCAUUAUCAUCUGCACAAGAAGAUUUAGGAAGGAAACCAGACAUAUUAGAUAUGAUAGGUAGAGGACCUGAUUGGAUGGAAGCUAAUAUAUGGAAUGACUUGGUUAAAAUUCAUUGGAAUAAAGAAGAUCACAAGAUUAAAUGUGAAAUUGCAUGGAAGAAUAAAAUGACAGCGAAGGAUGAGUCUGCUACCAAGCAUACUGGGGAUUCAAUUUCUUUUGGAUCACACCGUGAGAGAAUGAAAAAAGAUUUGGGACGAAAUGUGGAUGAAUUUGAGGUUUUUGAACGAAUGCAUAAAAGAAAGCAAGGUAUUGGAGAGUUUGUGGAUAACAAAUCAGCUCGAGUUAGUGAACAAUAUAAAGAGAGACAAAAUGUUGAUGAUCAGUCUACUCGACCUUCAUUCAAUCUCAAAUCAUGGUGUGAUGUGGUGGGCGACCCAUGUAAGGGGAGGGUGUACGGAUUUGGAUGCAAUCAACAUUUUAGAAGAUCAUACAAUGGAAAUUCCAAUGAAAUGUGCUCUCAUGAGAAGAACAAGGAAUUAUCUCAAGAAAUUGAAGACAUGCGUGCUAUUAGCAAGAGGAUGGAGGAAGAAAUUACUGAAAGCAAAAAUAAAUUGGAACUCGUUAUCAAAGAAAAUAGACAGAGGGAAGAACAACUUAUCGAGGAAAGUAGGCAAAGAGAAGAAAAUCUAAAAAAGAUGGUUCGUAAAAUGAUUUAA